AUGUCGGUCGUCUCACUCCUCGGGGUCAAUGUCAUGAACAACCCCGCCAAGUUCACCGACCAGUAUGAGUUUGAGAUCACGUUCGAGUGCCUCGAGCCGCUGCAGAAGGACCUCGAAUGGAAACUGACCUACGUCGGCUCCGCCACCUCGGACGCCUACGACCAGGAGCUGGACUCCCUCCUGGUUGGCCCGAUUCCGGUGGGCAUCAACAAGUUCGUGUUCGUGGCCGACCCGCCGGACACGAAGCGCAUCCCGAUCGACGAGCUGCUGGGCGUGACGGUGAUCCUGCUGACGUGCGCGUACGACGGCCGCGAGUUCGUACGCGUCGGCUACUACGUCAACAACGAGUAUGAGACGGAGGAGCUGCAAAAUAACCCGCCGGCAAAGCCCAUCAUUGAAAAGAUUCGUCGGAAUAUCCUGGCCGAAAAGCCUAGGGUUACGAGGUUUGCUAUUAAGUGGGACUCCGAGGCCUCCGCGCCCCCCGAAUUCCCCCCCGAGCAGCCGGAAGCCGACCUGGUCGCCGACGAGGAGGAGUAUGGCGCAGACGAGAUGGACGAGGAAGAGGAAGAGGAAGAGGAGGACGACGCCAUGGAGGGUGCCGACGCCGAAGAGGAUCUUGAGGAAGAAGAGACGGGCAGCGUCGACCUCGAGGGCGAGAGCGAGGCCGAGGUCGAGGGCGAGUACGACGAGGAGGGAGACGGCGCCGAUGAGAUGGAGGUCGAUGAUGACGGUCCUGCUCAAGGAGCUGCUGGUGCGACGGGAGCUGGGCAGAAGCAGGAGGCUAUGGUUCACUGA
Molecule: messenger RNA, 795 nt
Organism: Thermochaetoides thermophila DSM 1495
Lineage: Eukaryota; Fungi; Ascomycota; Sordariomycetes; Sordariales; Chaetomiaceae
Product: putative histone chaperone protein
Exons: 3
Coding region: 1-795 (264 amino acids)
Biological process (GO): nucleosome assembly; DNA replication-dependent chromatin assembly; nucleosome disassembly
Cellular component (GO): nucleus
Molecular function (GO): histone binding
Source: RefSeq, a predicted model, not a curated record